Emys orbicularis (European pond turtle) is the source of this 525-nucleotide messenger RNA. RefSeq names its product calcium channel flower domain containing 1 (gene CACFD1). The transcript is spliced from 5 exons. NCBI's taxonomy places the organism in Eukaryota, Metazoa, Chordata, Testudines, Emydidae. Bases 1 to 525 code for a protein of 174 amino acids. The record is from RefSeq and is a predicted model, not a curated record. Gene Ontology annotation, biological process: vesicle-mediated transport. Gene Ontology annotation, cellular component: membrane.
AUGAGCUCCCAGGAGGAUCAGUUCCAACAAGCAGCUCCUGCCCCAGCUGCCUCUUCGGCGGACGAUGGCAUGACCUGGUGGUACAAGUGGCUGUGCAGGAUCGCCGGUGUCAUCGGGGGCGUGUCCUGCGCACUUGCUGGCCUUUGGAACUGCGUGACCAUCAACCCCCUGAACAUAGCGGCUGGGGUGUGGAUGAUGUUAAAUGCCUUUAUCCUGUUCCUGUGCGAAGCUCCAUUCUGCUGCCAGUUUAUUGAAUUUGCAAACGCAGUGUCUGCGCGGGCGGAUAAGCUGCGGCCCUGGCAAAAAGCUGCCUUCUACUGUGGCAUGGCCGUGUUUCCAGUCAUACUCAGUCUGACACUGACCACGUUACUGGGAAAUGCUAUCGCUUUUGCAACAGGAGUGCUGUACGGCUUGUCGGCGCUUGGCAAAAAAGGGGAUGCCAUUUCCUAUGCAAGAAUCCAGCAACAGCAGAAGCAAGCGGAUGAGGAGAAGCUAACGGGGACUCUGGAGGGGCAGGCGCUGUAG